AGAGGUCCACAAUGAUCUCCUUAACUGAAUUUGCACUUGCAAUGUGAAAUGCUGUGUUUUGUGAGUAAAUGUGCUGGGUUUUCAUGUAAGAUACAUACAAGCUGUUCUUUGUUAGAUUAUUUGUUUAGCACAUACUCUCAAAUGCACAUGGUUAUUCAUUCAGCUGAGACUUUUUCCCUCACUUAGUCAGGAAAUAUUAUUUGUGUUAUAUAAUAUAUAUUGUUUUUAAUGUACUACAGCCAUAGACGAUGGUGUUCCCUAACAAACACAAUCUUGUGAUACAGAAUAGGAUUUCUGAAUAAUUGCUGGUCACUUGCCAAAAAUGGCUAAAGAUAAGUGAAAGGCUACUCCUUACCAGCACUUGACCUGUGACUGGUGUUAAUAUAUCUGCCCUAGUUGUUAAGUUUUACUUGUCAAGCCUCUCUCAAAUACACCAUGCUUUUGAGAUAGUGAAUGUCUUGUCUUGCUGUAACUGGCAUAAUAGUACGCUGGCCGGGUUUGGCCAGAGGAGGAGGGAGAUGAUGGGGGAUGGCUACAGGUCCUGAGCCCUGCUCGCUGAGUUUCCGAUCAGCUCAAUCCGGGAUUAGUUCACUGACGGAGAUGGUGCUGACCCUUUGCCAAAUCGGGCCUUACAGCUACACCCACUUACCCUGCUGGACAAACAACUGAGAGAUGGAGGCAUUCAUUGAAAAUUUUCCCUGGCAAGACGGCCCCUGGAACCAGGACCAGGUUGAGAGCAGAAAGUCAUUACUUCAAAAUCUGCCUUUAACGUUUGCUGCACCUAUUGUGCAAGGUUACUAGGACAUUGCUGUGUUUACUGUAUGGAGUAUUUAUAACAGCAGAUCAAGAGACUCCUGAGGCAAAUUCCUCCCGGGGAAUGUUUCCGCUGUUCUCGGGGGGACAAGCGGAGCAAUUACACAGUCUGUCUGAGUCGAGGAGGGAGCACUGUGUUAACCACAAAGCGCACGUAAAGCUAAAAAAACCCACCGUUUCUGCUUUCAGGGGACUUCAGCGGGUGCAAGCCAGAGAGAUAAACUGGUCUCCCAUUGGCAGGUCCCUGGAUGCCCCGUGGCGAACUGUCCUCGGCCGCCCAGUUCUUCCCAAUGGCCGGGAGUUGACCAAGCCCACCAAGAUGACGCUGCGCGAGCAGCUGAGAGAGAAGAUUUCGGCGGCCUUCUACCGCCACGGGCUGCUGUGUGCCUCCUAUCCAGUACCCAUCAUCCUCUUCACCUCGGCCAGCAUCCUCACCUGCUGCUCCGGCAUUCGCAGUCUGGAGUCUUUGUGUCUCCAGGUGACAGACCUGUUUCCAGGGUUACGGCGGAUGCAGUCGGUGCUGCCAGAGCAUGGCUGCCUUCUUGUUUCUCCUGGCAACUACUGGCAGAACCAACGGGAGCUGUUUGACUCGGACCCCGACCCCCUCAAGACCAUCCAGAAACAUGAACCGAAAGGCUUGCACACCUCAGCGACAUUGCGAGACUUGCUGUUCGGGGUUCCUGUGAAGCACUCGGGGGUCAGUCACUACAACAGGAAGAGGGUGGUGACCUACACAAUCACUGUAGUUCUAUCCAGUUAUGAUGCAAGGUUCCUAGCCAGCCUACGGGGCCGCCUGAAGCAGCUUCACCCAUCCGCCAACUGCACCCUCAGAGAUGACCACAUGGUCCACGUCCACUUCAAGGAGGAGAUCGGCAUUGCUGAACUCAUCCCCCUCGUCACCACAUACAUCAUUCUUUUUGCCUACAUCUACUUCUCUACACGUAAGAUCGACAUGGUGAAAUCUAAGUGGGGCCUGGCUCUGGCUGCUGUGGUCACAGUGCUCAGCUCUCUGCUCAUGUCUGUGGGUCUGUGUACACUGUUUGGACUGACACCCACACUUAAUGGAGGUGAGAUCUUCCCUUAUCUGGUGGUGGUAAUCGGGCUGGAGAACGUCUUGGUGCUCACCAAGUCUGUGGUUUCCACCCCUGUCGACCUCGAGGUCAAACUGCGCAUAGCUCAAGGCCUUAGUAAUGAGAGCUGGUCUAUCAUGAAGAAUAUGGCCACUGAGCUGUGUAUUAUCCUCAUUGGAUAUUUCACUCUUGUGCCAGCUAUCCAGGAAUUCUGUUUAUUUGCUGUUGUGGGGCUGGUGUCUGACUUCUUCCUGCAGAUGUUUUUCUUCACCACUGUACUAUCUAUAGACAUUCGCCGCAUGGAGCUGGCUGACCUGAACCGCCGCCUGCCAGCUGAAGCAGGUAUGCCUCCACCCAAGCCAGGCCCCCUGCGUACACGUGAGGUACCCCCUCCACCGCGACCCUCUCCGCAUACAAUCACUCUGCAGACCCCAGCCUUUAGAAACUUGAGGCUCCCCAAGAGGCUGCGUGUGGUGUACUUCCUGGCUCGCACACGCCUGGCUCAGCGCAUCAUCAUGGCUGGCACGGUGAUCUGGAUUGGUAUCCUUGUGUAUACCGACCCAGCUGGAAUCCGCACCUACCUGGCUGCACAGGUGUCUGAACAAAGCCCCUUAGGUGACCCCGGGGGAGGCGGUCUGCCCCCACACCUGGGAGUGGCCCCGGUUUUUCGAGGUGGGGAUCCUACCAGCACCUUAAGCAUCCAUCGUGCACCAGAUCCAACUCCUUUACCUGAGAACCAAUCGCAGGGACAUCAUGGUCCUCCAAGGGCGGGGCCCAUUCCACAGUCCCCACCCGCUGUACCUCAGAUCACCUGGGGGGAGGAGGAUGAGGAGGGAUGGAGGAGACUGUCCUUCAGGCACUGGCCAUCACUCUUCAGUUACUACAACAUCACUUUAGCAAAAAGGUACAUUAGCAUCUUACCUGUCAUCCCAAUCACUGUUCAUCUGACACCCCAGGAGGCCAUUGACGCACGUCACCCUCAGGACACGAGACACCCUCAACCACCCAUUCUCAAGGUUUCUGCUGACUUACAGACAGACCUCACUCUCUACAACUGCAGUCUUAGUCUGUGUCUGCGAAACUGCUCUUGGAGGUCUUGCAAAGAGAAAUCAUCACACUUGGAUUUUUCUUUUCUCAAAAUCAAAAACAUUUUUUUAAGUUAUUUUGAUAUCGAGUGUUUGGCUAGCGAUGGGAUGCUGUUAGCUAGCUGCUGCCUGGCUGGACAGAUCCGGGUUUGGGACGCACAGACUGGGGACUGCUUGACUGUCAUUCCAAAUCAUGGGCUGAGGCGGAGCAGCAGCAGUGGCUGCUGGGACCACCGGAAUGGCUGGGACAGCAUGACCGGGGCUCAAGAAUCAGAGUGUUUGAGUCCUGAACGAGACAUCUCGUUUAAUGGAGACGGGCUGACAGAGGACGAGCUCUACCCAGUAAGACGCCGCACCACGCCCAGUCGUCCCACUCUUUUCAUUGACCAGCCCGAUCUCACCCCGCUCAUUGACACCAACUUCACCUCCCAGCCCCCUUCCCACCUGUCCACUGCACCCAGAGCAGGCUUUGAUUUUGGAGGACUGGUGGAGCGUGCCUACAUGGAGCACGAGCCCCCAUCACCAUCUACCUACGCCUCUCCGUCCUCAGCCUCCUCCUCGCCCCCAUCAGGCGCUCAACUCCAGAGGAGUCCGAGCUUAGGGGAAGCAGCUACACCUGUAAUCCAAGAAAGAUCCCCGAUGGGUGGGGCGCAAGCGGCAGGAGACUGGGAAAGCUCUGUCUGGGCCAUGGAGCUCAGAGGGAAUCUGAUAGCUGCCGGGAGGAGCAGCGGCAAACUGGAGGUUUGUAAAAAUUUCACAUGUCACUCUGAAAAAAGUCAUACUGUUGAUCCGCUGAGGCGGAGCAGCAGCAGUGGCUGCUGGGACCACCGGAAUGGCUGGGACAGCAUGACCGGGGCUCAAGAAUCAGAGUGUUUGAGUCCUGAACGAGACAUCUCGUUUAAUGGAGACGGGCUGACAGAGGACGAGCUCUACCCAGUAAGACGCCGCACCACGCCCAGUCGUCCCACUCUUUUCAUUGACCAGCCCGAUCUCACCCCGCUCAUUGACACCAACUUCACCUCCCAGCCCCCUUCCCACCUGUCCACUGCACCCAGAGCAGGCUUUGAUUUUGGAGGACUGGUGGAGCGUGCCUACAUGGAGCACGAGCCCCCAUCACCAUCUACCUACGCCUCUCCGUCCUCAGCCUCCUCCUCGCCCCCAUCAGGCGCUCAACUCCAGAGGAGUCCGAGCUUAGGGGAAGCAGCUACACCUGUAAUCCAAGAAAGAUCCCCGAUGGGUGGGGCGCAAGCGGCAGGAGACUGGGAAAGCUCUGUCUGGGCCAUGGAGCUCAGAGGGAAUCUGAUAGCUGCCGGGAGGAGCAGCGGCAAACUGGAGCUGUGGGACGCAGUGGAAGGGUGGCUAUGCUGCAGCAAUGAAGACGGUGUUUCUGGGAUCACAGCUCUGGCCUUUCUCAACAACAGAAUUGUGGCAGCUAGGCUGAACGGGUCCUUAGAUUUCUUCACUGUUGAGAUGAACAAACCUCUGGGUCUGCUGCAGUACAGAGGUCCCCCUGGGCGAAGCAGCAUGCCUCAGUCUCCCUGUUACAGCAGUGAGGAUGUGAUCAGCUGCCAGCUCACACGCUCCGUACAGUGUGCUCACCAAAAGCCGAUCACGGUGCUUCGUGCAGCUGCCGGCAGAGUCGUCACUGGCAGCCAAGACCACACAGUCCGGUGUGUCAUCAGCUCAGGACUGGAUGACCUCAUCUGUAUCUGGGACCGCAGCACUGGAAUCAAGCUGUACUCAAUACAGCAGGAGGUGGGUUGCGGGGCCAGUCUGGGUGUGAUCUCAGAGUCUCUGCUGGUGACGGGGGGGCAGGGCUGCGUCUCCUUCUGGGACCUGAAUUUCGGCGACCUGCUGCAGACGGUGUACCUGGGUCAGAGUAGCGACGGUCAGGGUGUCCGGCAGCUGCUGGUGCUGGACAACGCCGCCAUCGUUUGCGAUUUUGGCAGCGAGCUCAGCUUGGUCUACGUUCCCUCCGUGUUGGAGAAACUGGACUGAGAAGGGCUGGCAGCUAUCAGUGGGAACAGUCAAAGCAUCCAGUUUUUGCUUUGUUUCGUUGCUUCUGGCGUUUGGAUGAUGUGCGAUCAUUAGAUAUAAGACUAUCUGUUUUAACAGGGAGGUGUUUUAAAGUCUGGAUAUCAUGAGGAAAAACUGGCCGUUGAACCUACUGCGUUUUAUCAGAGCCAUCUUGCUGACGUUACGGAAGGUCACGAGUUUGGUUAAGGUUGGAUUUUUCUCACUUGAAGGGAGCCCGCCAGUUCUGAGUUUGUGCUUUUUGUGCACGCACAUUUGUUUUUGCAGAUCUGCCCUCUAUGCUGCUCACACAGGGCGGGGGGAGGCUUGUGACCCCACCCACCCAGAGAGGAGGACCAUAGAGCUCCUCUUUUUUGUUUUGUUUUGUUUUCUUUCUUUUUAAUAUUCCUGCUGUGCCGUGCGCUCAACAGCGAAGUGCAGCCGCAGAGAGCUCGACAGGUCCAUCGCCUGCGGGGAUGAAUUGAGCGUGUGUGAGAGAAAGAUUGAUUGAAUGAGUUUAGACCCUUUUUUAUAGUAAAACUGCUGAGAACAAAAGUUGAUUGGUUAUGUGUGAAGUGUGCGUUUGUGUGAGGGAGAACCAAUGAUUACUGUAUAAAGUAAACCUCCAGAGGGGGCUGUUUUUAUGUCUACAUUUAUUAUUUAUUAGCGAUACUUUUUUUUUUUUUCCCUUUUUGAGUAACAGUUUGUAUAUGAAUGACUAAUCACAGCUCUUAAAUAAGACCAUAAUAAUGUGGAAAAGGUGACUUAAAUGUAAGAAGGUGUUUAUUUGUUUGGCAGCACUGGGCUUUUGGUUGUUUGUAGCAGUGAGGUGGAAACACAUGUGUGUUUGUAGAUUUGGAGGCCGCAGGGAGGCAGAAAGGGUUCCUCCUUUACCCCAACCUCGGCCUCUGACUCUGGGGUUACUGAUGCUGUAUGAGGAGCUGCUUUUCCCCAGUGCGUUACACCUUCAUCAGGCUACCUCCAUUUUUCAAAUAGCUUGAAUUUUGGAUGACUGAUGUUGCAUUUUUUAAAAAUAUAUUUUGUGCUUUAGAGAUUUUUUUUUUUUUUAUCACCGUUUAGCCAUAACUUGGUCACCUGAUAUCAUUUUUAAUCCACGAUCUUUAAUUCAAGCCACAAAGGGUGACAAAACCUUGUCGACUACUUGGAUCACGUUAGAUAUACUGUGUGUAUAUUUUUAGUUUUUGGUAUGUUGUUGAUGCACGCUUAAGCAGAGUUUGUCCUGAAACCUGUUCUUUUUUUCAGCGACCAGGUGGUAAAAAUGUGAAGGAAGGUAACAGCGAAUGCAUCCUGUCCCUAAUCUUGCAUAAUACUAGUACAUUUUAAAACAGUUUGCAGUAUUGAUGUUGGAUUUUUCACAUCAGGAAUGGGAUUGAUAUAUAACCUUUUGAAAAUUUGGACCUGACACAUGUGACACACUGUUCAGAUAAUCUUUUCCUGAAACACACACAGUAUUAUAUCACACAUCUUUUUAAUUGGACUAAAAAGGAAAUGUCAAUAGUAUUUUCAGUCAGUUUUUCCACUAUUAGUCAUACGGUUGCUCUCUGUCAGGUAUGAAUGUUUUCACAAACACUUGCUAGACGCCUUAAGAAACCAGACAAAAGCAUGUCAAUCAUUGUUUUGUAGCGUGUAUAAUAUGAAGCUUCUGUCUGAACAUCGAGUAAAGAGCCUGUUGUCUCAAUUUGUAGCUUCAAAGAAGUCUGAGUGGGUGGGCAGCAGAACUAUUUUACCUAUCCUGUUAAGAUACAACUCUGGCUCAUUAACUAGUUUCAGUUAUGUUUAAUCAUAAUAAUCAACUACUACUACUCCAUUUUUCACUUUUAUUCAGCUGAACAGGAAUAGCGGUUUGACAACCAGUGUGAUUUAAAAUGUAGUUGAAUUCAGUUUCCACUUGCAGAAGUAGCAGCUUUCUACAUUCGUUUGAUUCCCUGUAGAGUGUUUAAACAAUGACACAUGAUAGAUAGUUGUUGGUUAUGGAGAAACUUGAAGGUAAAAAAUUAAAACGUUUUUAGGUCCCAAAAGUCUGAACUUUUGUACUUAUUCUGCACACCGGGUGAAAAUCCUGUCAAUACUGAAACUGUUAAAUUCUUAAACUCAACAAGCCAAGUAUUUAUGAUAGCAAUGCAUUUUUCAACAUUUUAACCCGCUCGUUUUUGAGUCGGUGUCUGAACUUCACCUUUUUACUCUGGGUAGAAAGAAUGCAAUCCUGCAGGUUAAAGAUUUUUCUCUGACGCCAACAACAUCCACGAUGUCCAGAAUGUAUUUUCUCCCAGUCGUCACCUGUUGUUUCAAUCUGUAUCUCCUGAAUGUCGUCUCAGAAAAUCCGUUAAGACCUGCACCUGAUCCCUGCGGUCACAACACUAACUCCUUUCAUCUCUAACCCUCUCUGAUGUACAAGCUCACACACAUUUUUAGGCACUUUGUUUUUGCAAUUUCAGCUUGUAUGCAGGAGAGUCGGAUGUAACUGGACUUAAAGUUCACACCUGCAGCGCUGUUAAGCACGCACGUGACAUAAAGACUGCAGCGCUUGAUCCUCUCAGAUGCAGCGACCAGUUUCUUUUCCAGAAACAAGCAGAUGAUUAUCGUAUGAUUUAUUUUUUAUUUUUUUAUUUUUCCAACUGUAGCAUCAGUAUUCACAUUUCAACUUCUGAGACGAAUGGCACCUCCAUCACAGAGGCCAGUGAUGUGAUCUUGCUGCUGUGGCUGUUGAUUUAUUAGCUUUGUGGUUUUUGUUUAGUUGAAAGCUUUAGAAACGGGGAAUGUUUUGUUUUUUUUAGAUUUCAGUUUCACGUGUUUUCUAGAAAUGUGAAUUAAAGCUCGAGUUUGAUAUUUUGGGAACUUGUAUUUGCUUUCUUGCAGAGUUAAAUACUGACGAAUGUACACAGUGACUGUGUUAGCAACUCCAGUUAACUCUGAUUUUAAUUCCUUGCCCUCUAUAUUCAAAGAAAUUGUCAGAGCUAAAACAGCCGUUUUAUCAUUGUGCUAUUCGGUGAUCACAGGAGCUCUAUGACGAGGACAUUUUAUAGUGUUGUAUAUCUUACAUUUCUAAAACAGGUGAGAAAUCGCCAAGUGUAGUGUUGCAGGCACAGUUCCUCAGAAAUGUGACCCUGAUUCUGUCAUGCUUUAGUUUAUCUGCACAUAAAAAUGGACAUGGACAGUUUCCUUUAACAGUGUUUACUAAAUAUCAAAGUCAAAAGGUCGAGAAAUUACAUAUAUAAAGACAAGAACUUGUGCCGUGUUACUGAAACGAAAACUUUGUGGCAGCAUCAGUUUCCUCUGCCAGUAAGCGCGUACACACAUUUUCCAAAAUGUCAAACUAUUCCUUUAAAGUUGAAGGAUGGGAAGGUGGGUUGGUUUUGAUUGAGUUGAGUCACUGCUUUUUCUGAAUGUUUCUGUUUAUAAAGAUGAACUAUGCCUUUAAUUUUAGAUCGCUUCAUACCUUUCCGUCUCGUUGCAGCCGUCACGGCACCAUAUCAAGAGUUUGUGGAUGCAGCAGCGACCUUUUUAAUCAUUUAGGUUAAAAUAAAUCUUUAGCUGCAUCCUCACAAUGAAUGGCAGAGAUGUUGUGGGUCUUGUUUGAUCCUCCAGCUGCAAAUACAAAUCAGUGUAACAUUUCUUACUUCAUUUUUUUGUUUAGAUUGCUGUAAAAAGCAUCGCAGCACAUAAACAAAUGUAAUCCCCAGGUGUUUUCCUCCCCCCUCACCCACUCCAGCCUUCUCCCCUCUUUGGCUGGCUACAAUCUACGCAGGCUGUAGUAACUUGUUUACUAUUUUGUAACAGCGCAAAACUUUGUACUAAUUUUCAAAUAAAGAGGCUUUGAUACCACAAA
Neolamprologus brichardi is the source of this 8828-nucleotide messenger RNA. NCBI's taxonomy places the organism in Eukaryota, Metazoa, Chordata, Actinopteri, Cichliformes, Cichlidae. The record is from RefSeq and is a predicted model, not a curated record.